Molecule: messenger RNA, 2026 nt
Organism: Peromyscus maniculatus bairdii (prairie deer mouse)
Lineage: Eukaryota; Metazoa; Chordata; Mammalia; Rodentia; Cricetidae
Product: flavin-containing monooxygenase 5-like
Molecular function (GO): flavin adenine dinucleotide binding; NADP binding; N,N-dimethylaniline monooxygenase activity
Source: RefSeq, a predicted model, not a curated record
UCUUUGUGGUAAAGUAGUUUUGUUUCAAUGGACUGGAUGGUAAUGAGAAUUCUCAAUGCUUACCAGUCUGUGGUGGUACCAUGGCCAAGAAGCGGAUAGCUGUGAUUGGCGCUGGAAUCAGUGGCCUGGGAGCUGUCAAGUGCUGUUUGGAUGAAGGUCUGGAGCCUACCUGCUUUGAAAGAAGUGAUGACAUUGGAGGCCUGUGGAAAUUUCAAAAAAAUCCUUCAGAGAAAAUGCCUAGUAUCUACAAAUCUGUGACCAUCAACACUUCGAAGGAAAUGAUGUGUUUCAGUGACUUCCCCAUUCCUGACCACUUUCCCAAUUACAUGCAUAACUGCAAACUCAUGGACUACUUCAGGAUGUAUGCCACGCACUUCAGCCUUCUGCGUUACAUUCGAUUUAAGACCAAAGUGAGGAGCGUGAGAAAGCGUCCAGACUUCGGAGUCAGUGGACAAUGGGAUGUUGUUGUGGAGAUGGAUGGGAAGCAGGAGAGCCUGGUCUUUGAUGGGGUUCUGGUCUGCAGUGGCCAUCACACAGACCCCCACCUGCCGCUUAAGUCCUUCCCAGGCAUUGAGAAGUUUGAAGGCUGUUUCUUCCACAGUCGGGAAUACAAAAGUCCCGAGGACUACAUAGGAAAGAGAAUCAUAGUGGUUGGCAUUGGGAAUUCUGGUGUGGAUAUUGCCGUGGAACUUGGUCGAGUAGCAAAACAGGUAUUCCUCAGCACUAGACGAGGAUCGUGGAUUUUACACCGUGUUUGGAAUGAUGGAUAUCCCAUGGACAGUUCAUUUUUCACUCGCUUCCAUAGCUUUCUCCAGAAAAUAUUAACCACAGCAGCAGUAAAUAAGUACCUAGAGAAAACACUGAACUCGAGAUUCAACCAUGCGCACUACGGUCUGCAGCCACAGCACAGACCACUGAGUCAGCAUCCCACCGUCAGCGAUGACCUUCCAAAUCACAUCAUUUCCGGAAGAGUCCAAGUGAAGCCUAAUGUGAAGGAGUUCACGGAAACAGAUGCCAUUUUCGACGACGGCACGGUGGAGGAGAAUAUCGAUGUUGUCAUCUUUGCCACAGGAUACAGCUUUUCCUUCCCCUUCCUGGAGGAUCUGAUUGCAGUGACUGAUAAUGAAGUGUCCCUGUAUAAGUUGAUGUUCCCUCCAGACCUGGAAAAGCCAACGCUGGCUGUCAUUGGACUCAUCCAGCCCCUGGGCAUCAUCCUGCCUAUUGCAGAACUCCAGUCUCGCUGGGCUGUGCGGGUGUUCAAAGGGCUGAGCAAAUUACCUUCCAAGAAGACCAUGAAAGCAGACAUUGCCCAAAGGAAAAAGGCUAUGGAAAAACGGUAUGUGAAGACAGCCCGGCACACAAUCCAAGUGGACCACAUUGAGUACAUGGAUGAGAUUGCCACUCUGGUUGGGGUGAAGCCCAACCUGCUGCUGCUUUUUCUCUCAGAUCCCAAGCUGGCCAUGGAAGUUUUCUUUGGACCCUGCACCCCAUACCAAUACCGUUUGCGGGGUCCCGGGAAAUGGGAUGGGGCCCGGAGAGCCAUCCUGACUCAGAGAGAGCGGAUCAUCAAACCGCUGAAGACUCGAAUUACUAGUGAGAAUAAUCACUCCACCUCAGGGCUUUCUUGGAUAAAGAUGGCACCAGUUGGCCUUGCAUUUCUGGCUACAGGUUUAGCAUACUUUAGAUAUAUUUACCAUGGUAAACGCAAAUGAAUGAGUGAAUAGUUUAGAGGGGGAAACAUGUACUCCUACUCAUUGUAGUUCAUUACAAAGCCUUUAGUUGCUAGUGUAUGGCAGUCUCAUUUAACAUGAUUAUAGCUACAGAACUGUUUAGAUAUACUUUACAAGUAGAAGAGUCCUUUAAAAUGAGUGUGCAUUAACUUCUACAAACCGUUUGAAUGUACAAGAAGAGCUUACAUUAAAAACAGCCUUGAGCCCUUACUUAAAGCUUAAAAGACUUUUACAGCCAAGGUGAUCCCAACUGGUUCCACAAAGGUUGGUUAUACUUACAGGAAUUUAUAAAUAUU